AACUAGAUCGCAUAUGAAUCCGUAUUCAAGUGUAGCCCAUCCCGCACAUAUCUACAAUUUGGGAGAUGAGGUACGAGCAAGGCUUGGAGAUAAGUACUUUCCUGCGAAGAUUAUCGAGGUCAAUAUAAACAAAUCGGAUCCUCUUAAAAACCGAUACUAUGUCCACUUCGGCCAUGUGAAUCGUCGAAUGGAUUCAUGGAUGUCGGCUGCGGAUAUUCUUCCCUACAAGCUAGAUAACGAGGUAGUACUGUCUUUUCCCGAUGUUUCGUAGAUUAUCGAGAAAGACAAAAUUGUAGAUACUAUUAAUAAAUUCGAAGUGGCCGGAGUCACAAUCCAGCAAGCAUCCGGUGUUAUCGAGUUUUACGAGCCUGAGCACACCAGUAAAAUGGGAAUGGACGAUGCCUCCAUCCGCGAGCACGAAGAAGUGACGAAGGUGAAAAACAUUCAAUCCAUCCAGAUCGGUUGUUUCAUCGUGGACACGUGGUACUUCAGUCCCUUCCCCAAAGAAUUCUACCCCACAGGCCACACCGACCGUCUUUUCAUCUGCGAGUACUGCCUGAGCUUCUUCUUAACGUACUCGGAGCUUCACCGACACAUGCAGAAAUGCACGUUCUACAGCCCUCCAGGCGACGAGAUCUACCGGAAGGACAAUCUGAGCGUGUUCGAAGUGGACGGGAACGGCAAUUAUUACCAGCGCGUGUAUUGCGAGAAUCUGUCGUACAUCGCCAAGCUCUUUCUGGACCACAAAACGCUCUACUUCGACGUGACGCCGUUCUAUUUCUAUGUGGUGACGGAGUACGACGACCAGGGCUAUCACGUGGUCGGGUAUUUCAGCAAGGAGAAAUGCUCGGAAAUGGGGUACAAUCUCGCGUGUAUCAUGACGCUGCCACCGCAUCAGCGAAAGGGGUACGGGCAUUUUAUGAUCCAGUUCUCGUACGAGCUGAGCAAGAUCGAGCGGAAGGUAGGGAGUCCGGAGAAGCCGCUGUCGGAUCUGGGGCAUAUCUCGUAUCAUAGUUUUUGGAAGGAGGAGAUCAUAAAAUUGUUGGCGAAGUCGCAUCAGCAGAUGCUGUCGUUGGUGGAUAUCGCGAAAAUGACAUCGUUCACGACGGAGGAUAUCCAGGAAACGCUGAAGCUGCUGGAUUUGUUGAAAUAUUAUAACGGACAGUAUAUUCUGACAGUGCCGCAGAAUCUAUUGGAUAUGCUUCCGAAGAGUAAACGGAAAGGACCGAUCGUGUAUCCGGAGUGCAUUCAUUGGCGACCAUCGCGAGUAGGAGAGAGAAGGGAGGCGUGA
This is a messenger RNA of Blastocystis hominis, 1291 nucleotides long. RefSeq lists its product as hypothetical. The coding region runs from base 386 to 1291 and encodes 301 amino acids. The transcript has 10 exons. Lineage: Eukaryota; Bigyra; Opalinata; Blastocystidae. The record is from RefSeq and is a predicted model, not a curated record. Gene Ontology annotation, biological process: regulation of DNA-templated transcription. Gene Ontology annotation, molecular function: histone acetyltransferase activity.